AUGAAAUUCGAAAAGAACACAGCAGUUUGCAACUUAGAAUGGAAGAUCCGUAAUUUCACUGAAGAAAACUACGAAAAAGCCAUGAACAAUAAUUUAAACACAAACUUUUACUUUAUUAUGCUUGGAAAAAAGAUGACAUCAUGGAAGUUGCAUUAUGGAUUUGAUCGAGAAGGAAUCGUCAUUGAUUUGAAGAAGAUGAGUCGAGAUAAUGAUUUCAAGGUUAAAUUCACUGGAUUUAUUGAUACAAAGAAAUCUGACUCUUCUGUCGUUUAUUUUGAUACUUAUGAGGAACAUGCCAAUUUUAUAUACAAGAAACAUCCAAUUUACUUCACAGAACUCGAACAUAUUUUCGGAAAUCCAGCUGAUUAUCUUGACAAUGGUGUUCUUACUAUCAAUUUAAGGAUUGAGCUGUUUGAUGGCUUCUGUAAGGAAUAUGAGAAUUACAAUGCAUCUGAUCCUGGAAUUUAUUCAGAAUUUACUGAAAUGUUUCAAUGGGGGCUGUUUAGUGACUUCACGAUCAUCUGUUCUGACAAAACUGUCAUCCGUACUCAUCGCUUAAUUUUAUCAGAAAAUUCACCCGUAUUUAAGGUUAUGCUGCAAUGUCCGAUGAAGGAAUCUAUAUCUGGAGUCAUGGAAGUAAACGACAUCGACGGACCAACAAUGAAUGACAUUCUAUUGUUCAUGUAUGACUCUUAUCAUUAUCGUGGAUGGGGAAAUGACCUAAAGGCAAUUUUUUGUGCUGCUGACAAGUAUCAGAUGAACAAAUUAAAAGACAAAUGCGUUAACCAAAUUGUUAGUAGCUUGAAUGUUGAGGAUGUUCUUGAAUUCUUUAUGCUGGCUGAUUUUUAUAAUCACAACUACUUAAUGCAGAGAUGCAUAAUGUUUAUUAAGGCACAUCACAAAGUUCUAUGUAAGACUGAAGACUGGAAGAAGCUUAACGCCGAUCAAUUGAAUAUAAUCGACGAGUAUCCGUAUGAUAACAAUAUUCAUGGUUUGGAAACAGUCUUAUGUUAACAUUGAUGAUGUGCUGAAUGUGUUAAUGGAAUCAAACCAAAGUUUGAGAUGUUUUUUAUAAUUUAUCGGUGAUAUUAAGGAGUUGAAUUCCUCCAGAAACUUAUUCUGUGUAUAUCAUGCUGAAAAUCUUCAAUUCCACUUUAUCCUUAAUCUAUCAGAAUCACACAUCAUGCAUUGCCAAUAAAAGGCAACUCAUUAUUCAUGAUCACUGACCAAAAGGAAGCCUGAGUAUUAAAUUAAGUCAUUGCACAUAAAUAAUUCAAUAUAAUUCGCACCUUAGGUACUAAUUCGCAUAAUUCUUCAUAAAGCAAUUACAUGAGAAGCUAAUGGAUGAGAAAAAAAUGCAGUACAGCCAUAAUUUAAAUUAUCCGUAUUGUUCGUAAUCAUAAAUAUCAGUUUAUCAACGCUUCACAAAAGCAUAACGUAUAUUUUAAAUGUAAUGCUCACAACUUCCAUAUUCACAUAAGCACGUGACGUAUGAUAAGGUUCAAUGAAUUAUCGAGUGAUAUAUCGAGUUGCAAUAAUUAUCAUAAUCAUCAGACUGCUGCCUUCUUUCCAUUUCUGCUGCCGGCUGCUGCUCUUGUGAGUACCUGGUCUGACUCGAUGGAGUGCCUUUCUUUCUCAAGAAAUCAUAAAUAAGUGAGUGAAAAUUUAUUGUUUUAAUUUUCAUAAAUAAUAAUUUUGACACUGAAGAGCGGGAAAAGAGCAGGCAAUGGGCGAUAAAAAUAUUUUAACACGCAUUCAACUUACGAUAAGAUGUCUCUGCGGAUGAUAUUAAGUGAGUGUAAAAUUAUUCUAAGAAGCAUUAUAAAUAUUCAAUCAUUCACGGCACGGUCUUCUUUUAUGGGGGCUAUGAUCAAUAAAUAAGUUAAGUGAGAAGGAA
Molecule: messenger RNA, 1897 nt
Organism: Chironomus riparius
Lineage: Eukaryota; Metazoa; Arthropoda; Insecta; Diptera; Chironomidae
Source: the annotation of a GenBank genome assembly